Molecule: messenger RNA, 1432 nt
Organism: Spirodela intermedia
Lineage: Eukaryota; Viridiplantae; Streptophyta; Magnoliopsida; Alismatales; Araceae
Source: the annotation of a GenBank genome assembly
AUGGGCGAGAGCUCCGGCAGGAAGCGGAUCCAGAUCGACGUGGUCUCCGACACAGUCUGCCCAUGGUGCUUCGUGGGGAAGAAGAACCUCGACAAGGCGAUGGAGCAGUCUAAGGACAGAUUUGACUUUGAGGUCCUCUUCUCCCAUCCCCUCUCCUCCUGGAAUCUAAUUCUGACCGUAAGUCUCUCUGUUCUGAUGAGCCCUCCACGCUUCCUGUUUCUGGGCAGGUGAGGUGGCAUCCCUUCCUCCUCAGCCCCUCUGCGCCCAAAGAAGGAAUCAAGAAGUCGGAGUUUUACCGGCAGAAGUUUGGAAAUCAGUCCGAGAGCAUCAACUCCAGGAUGAAGCAGGUCUCUACGCGCUCCCUAGCUGGCCCUUCAUCUGCUUCCAUUUGACUUUCUGCGAUCAGGGGUGGACCUCCAUUGUCGUUUAAUGUGCAGGUUUUCCAGAGCCUCGGCUACGAGUAUGACCUCUCUGGCUUGUGGUGAGUCAACGCCUUGAUGCCCGCCUGCCUGCCUUCAUUAACUGAUGAAGAGGGCUGAAAGGGAGGUGGUCAAAUGUUUGCAGGGGAAGCACCCUGGACAGUCACAGGCUGAUCGAUUUUGCUGGAAAGCAAGGGUUUCAGAAGCAGCAUGAUCUUGUGGAGGAGCUGUUUCUGAAUUACUUCACCCAGGGGAAGUAUAUCGGUGACAGGUGGGUUGACUUAGAGACCAUUUCUCCGUCCUUGCCAUUUUGUUUUAUUUUUUAAAUAAUAAAAAUAAAAGACGGGUUGACUUAGAGAUCAUUGAUGAGGAAUGUUUUCUGACCCGCCAAUUUCUUCAAUGAUAUCUUUAAUUUUUGGAUUCUAACAACAGCAUGGUCUCGUGGAGAAAAAACAGUAGGGCUCUUUCCACAUGCUCGUGCAACGAUCAUACCCACUUGGCAUCUCGCCUCUCUCCUGUAGGGCGUUGACUUGUUUGGGCGUCACAUUCAUCCUAACUCAAGUUAACAUGAGACAAGUCCUUGUGACGUUGAUGCAGGCAAGUCCUGUUGGAGGCUGCUGAAAAGGUGGGCGUGGAAGGUGCGGCAGAGUUCCUCGAGGACCCCAGCCAGGGGCUCAACGAGGUCCUCUCUCAUCCUCUCUCUCUCUCUCUCUCUCUCUCUCUCUCUCUCUCUCUCUCUCUCUCUCUCUCUCUCCUCCUUCUCUCUUAAGAAAAAUAAAGGCUUCAACCACGUUUGUACAGGUUAAAGAGGAACUGGGUAGAUAUGCGGAGCGAGUCAACGGAGUCCCACACUAUCUGGUAACUUGUGUAAUGAGAUUUUGUUAUCUUCUGGGCACACCCUGGACUUGGAAGCCUCUCAAACUACCUCCUUUCAGAUUAACGGAAAGGAAGAGUUCAGCGGCGGGCGGCCACCGGAAGCAUUCCUGCGGGCUUUUGAAGCUGCUGCCAAGUGA